GUUUACAAACUAUGGUCAGGCUGUGAACCACACUCUUCUUUGUAUUAAACUCUGUUUUAGUCGUUAGCGAGGUAUUUAGCGAGUGUGUGAGCCAUGUCUUCGAAGAGUCUUUCCUUCGAUGACAACAAGAGCUUCAACUACGCUGAGGUGCUGCGCAGGUUGUCCAUGUCACAGGAACAGUUGUGUCACACUACCGUUGCUGAGACAAUCUUCGCUGCCCAACCUGACCAUCACAGCGGAAGUCCAGCGCAGCUACAGGAUGCCAAUAGUCUGGACUCAUCUGGCGGCAGCUCCAUCCCCUUCUCCUUGGGGCUGCGCUCGCCGGGGAAAGUGUCUCCUCUGCGAGGGCGAACCAUGAAGGAAUACGAGGAGCAGCUAGGCAACCUCAAAAAGGAGAACUUCUCCCUCAAGCUGCGCAUCUACUUCCUUGAAGAGCGUAUAGGUCAGAAGUAUGACAAGGAGGACAAGGACGAACUCUACAAGACCAACAUCGAACUCAAGGUUGAAACAGAGGCACUGAAGCAAGAGUUGUAUGACAAGCAAGAGUUGGUGCGGCAGGCUUCGACGGUGCUGUCAGGGCUGGAGCAGCAGUUCCAGGAGCAGGUGGCACAAAUUAAAGAUCAGCACGAGCAGGAGAAGGAGAAGCUGCAGAGUCAAGUCCAGCAGCUGCAGAAGGUUAGUGACCUCACUCAGUCACCUCUUAGUGAGACAGUUUCUUGUAGCAGUCACGUAUUUUCUUUUGGGGGAUUUUCUUUCUUUUUUGGGGUCACCCUGCCUCAGUGGGAGACGACCGACUUGUUGAAAAAAAAAAAAAAAUAUUCAGAUUUAGUAAUUUCAGCAUCUCCCGUAUUUUCCUCAGGAAUAUUCAGCAUGCCACCGAUGAUAGCAGAACCAGCUGCCCUCGAGAAGUCACAACCUCAGUUGACUCCAGUCAGUGGCAGUUACAGCAAGACUAGCAAUGAAGAGCCAGAGUCAGCCGAGCAGAGAGUGGUGAUUCUAAAAGCACGGGUGGCUGAGCUAGAGAAAAGAGUGACUGAACUAGAGGGAGAACUGGCUGCUAAAGUAGAAACUACCUCUAUAUUGGAGGGUGAUAUCGCCAACUUAAGAAAAGAGUUGGAAGACAAGGUAGAAAAAAUAGCAGACCUGGAGGUGGAAGUGACAGAAAAGGACUUGAAAAUUGAUGAUGUGAUGCAGGAACUAGAAACACGAAACAUUGAGAUCCAAGCCAAGGAUGACCAGAUCCAAAGUCUCUACCAGGAUCUAAACAGAGUUGAGCCAGAAAUAGAAGUCAAGGUACAGGAAAUUGUGGAACGUGACCGAAUCAUUGAGGAAAAAAUAGAACAGAUAGAACAACAGAACAAAAUUCUGGUAGAAAUUCAAAUUACAUUAGAUGAGAAACAGAAACAAAUUGCUGAUAUGGAACACAAGAUUACAGAGUCCAGUGAAAAGAUAAAGAAACUCACGGAGAAGCUUGAUAAGUCCUGUAAAGUUAUUCAAACAUUUGCAGAAGAAGCUCAAGCUCGUGAUAAGGAAAUUGUAUCGCUGAAGAAAGACAUAAAACGUAAAGAGAAAAAAAUUAGAGAUCUUGUGGCAGAACUCAAAGAGGCUCUUGACAUGCUAAAUAAGGCAAAAUGGGAAGCAGAGACAAGUGGUGGUGAAGAUGGAGUAAAGGAAAUGGCAGAAGAGGAGAAUGAGCGGCUGUGGGCAGAAUUGGAGUCUCGCAAGAAUGAGGUACUAGCAUUGCGUGCAGAACACAAACACUCCCUGUCUGAGGCUGAGGAACGUGUGCAUCAUCUUCAAAAACAAUUAGAGGAAAAAAUAAAAGCCCUUGAAAGUCAGCAAGACAAACACAAUAAGGAGACUGAGGAACGGGAGGCACGUCUACGUGACCAGACUCAGCAGGUGGUACAACUUGAGAGUGAACUUCAGGCACUUCGUGGUGAUAUGUCAAGUAGGGAGGGACAAUUGCGCACUAAUCAGGGACUUGUCCAAGGCUUAGAAGAUGAGUUAGCUGUAGCCAAAGAUCAGCUGAAGGAGAAAAAGGCAGAACUGGAAGCUCUUCAGGAAGAGCUGAAAAAGAAAAAUAAUGAUAUGCAGGAUUUGGUGAAUCAUGAAUUAUGGGAAAGGAAUAGGGAAAUAGAACGUCUUCAGGAAAAGCUUAGUGCCUUAACAUCAGAUCGCCGUAAUCAAAUUGAGUGCUUGAAAGACGAGUUAGAAACCAAGAACAACAAACUGAGGAGAAUGAAAGCCAGAUUAAACUGUGAAACGACUGGAAAUAUUGACAGUAACCAAGCAGCUUUAUGCCCUAAAUCUAAUGGCAGUCAGUCAGCAGUAACUCCUACAACAACGGACCAACCCAAGAAUGCUGCCCAUCUGACAGUUGUUACAGGAUCUGGAGGUGAUGUAGUUACUGUAAACCGUCCAUUACAUCUAACAUUCACUGAUGAUAACUCUGCUUCUGUGCAAAUGCUCUAUCAAGAAAUGAGCAAAGUAAGAGGUGAGGCACAAGCUCUACGCUUGGAAAGAGGCAUCUUAAAUGACAAACUUUCAAGUUUACAGAAAUUGUAUGAUCAAGUUUGCCGAACAAAUAAUGCACCACGUACUAAUGAGCACAUUGAGUCCCAUAAAGAGCAACUCGAGGAAAGCAGAGAGGAAAAUUUGGUAAAGGACCGGAAGCAUGUAGAAAUAGUCAGUGAUUUUCAUUCUCAGGUACAAGUUCUGCGCACUGAACUUCACAAUGCAAAGAAAAAAAUUAACCGGCAGUUAACAGAAGUUAGUGUUCGCAAAUACCAGGAAGCUCUGAAAAGACACAAGCAAGAAAUUGCCUCUCUACGAAAGCGGUUAGCAGAUUCGCAUAAUGCAUGUGAUCUACUCAGAACUCGAUUAGAGGAGCUAGCAGACUUCUUAGAACGCAUUCUAGAAAUGGAGGAGAAAGGUCUUAUUAACUUGAGUCAGAUGUCUCCAAAGCAGUUGGCCUUAUUACAGAAAACACUCAAUGAAUCUCGUGCUCUUUCUCGAUCAUUGUCGCAAUCACUAAUGAUCGGUAUGGACUUCACUGAUCAUGGUGAUGAUACACAUCUCUCUAGCUCAGUUAGUUCAGUAUCUUCUUGGAGCCUACAAAGAGAUGAUAGUUUUUCUGAAACACUAGAUUAUUUAGGAGCUAGCAGUCAUGAAGCCUUAGCUAGUCUUCCUGAUGAGACUUUGUUACAGCCAGAGGAUUCCCAUGAUUCAGCUGUUCAAGCACUUGCUGCACAGUUCAACACUCAAAUUGACCAAAAAGCACGAGAAAUUGAUGCCAUUGCUGAGAAUGUGUCAGAGCUUAGCGAAAAGCUAGCAGAGAGAACACAGCAGGUAGAGAUACAAGCAGGAAUAAUUGGUGAACUACGAGGGCAAGUGAGUCACCUUCAGGAUGAAAUACGAUGUAGAGACCUUCAGCUUCUUACACUUCAGGCUGAUCAAACUAAAGACAGCCAAUGUGCUCUCCACAGUUCUUGGCAGAGUAGUAUAAACCCUUUAGCAGCAUCCUCUCAGAGCACUGUGCAUGCUGUAUCCCCUCAGACUACAUUGCUAACCCAUAAUUCUAGCAGUCAAGAAAGUAUUCACAAGUCCCUAAGUAAUUGUUCUGACUCGUUGCCUCCACCCCCUCUGCACCUUCUUCAGGAUAGCGAGUGUGAAAUCACACCUGAUAUCCGGGAGUUGGAGAUUUGUCAUGCAUCAGAUCGUAGCAGCCUGAGUGCAGUCAAGAGUGCAUAUUCUACUGAUGCAGCUAUCAAAGCAUAUAGUGGACACCUAGGUUACUUUCAGCAGCAUGUGACACCUGGUAAACAAAAUUUGGAUGAAGGACUGAAACCACUGGGAGAAAAGCCCAGCGUGUCAGUUAGCUGUGUAAUACCUGAACAGCCUUGGGUACCAGUUUCUCCAUCUGAGAGUGGGGCAUGGACUGUUGUUCCAAAUGCAAGUGAUCGUGCUUCACAUGAAAGUGUCACUAGUAUUGAGUUCUUCCAUCCAUUACCUGAAAAUACAUCACGGAAACAUAGGGUAUCACUAGUCGGAUUUAACGUUAGACGAUGCCAUCGUUGGUCGAGGGUCCACUGUAAUUUGAUUUCCUUAAGUAUUCAACUUAACAUGUUUUAUUUAUUGAUACCUUUGUCAACAGCUGUUGUUCCAAAUGCAAGUGAUCGUGCUUCACAUGAAAGUGUCACUAGUAUUGAGUUCUUCCAUCCAUUACCUGAAAAUACAUCACGGAAACAUAGGGCAGCUUCACUCAGUCCUACUUCUGUCAACAAAGGUAAAGUGCAGGAGCGUCGUGCCUUAAGCAGUAGUCGCAGACGAGAUGGUAGCAAACGUAUCAGCACCCAUUGGAGUGAAGAUAAAGAGAACCUUCACAUUGCCACCACUACAAUCACCACCACCACCACCAACAGUAGUAAAAGAAACAGGCGUAUUCACAGUGGCAAUUCCAGCGAAGCAGUGUUCCCACAACAGGCUGCUCAACCCCUACUAUCUCACCAACCUGAAGAGGAAGGAGAUGGGGGUACAACUUCUGGUGAAUCUCCCGAUUUGGGUAUUGGCUCUGACUAUCACUUCUCCAGCUUAGAAAGAGGGACUCGCACGCUGCACUCACUUGUACACACUGCUCAUGAUCUCCCAAUACCUCCGUUGUGCUCCGAACCUAAUCUCCAGCAGUUCCUGAGUCACAGCACUUUAAGUGAAGAGAAUCAGCAGUUGAGACUUCAGCGGGAUAAUCUAACAUCUAAGUUGGCCUCUACAACAGAAACAUUAAAAGAAGCUCUAGAGAAGCUCUCCAAAGCAAAUCAGCGUAAGGAAAAUGUAGAAAGAGCUAUUUGUAAACAACUCUACAAGACACAUGAUGUGUUAAAGAAAGCAAAAACUCACCUUAAGCAAGCAAAUGCACUUCCUCAAUAAAUUUCAGUGUUUAUAUGAGGCUAUCUGGUUAGUGAAAAAAAUUAACAUUCUGUAUAAAAGUUGCAGAUACUGCAUUGGACCUAGUGUGUUGGCCACUGGUAAAUUCAUUAGUGCUAUUGGUAUUAAUAACUUACCACAGUGAACUGUCAAAACAAUAUAUGUAGUGCAAGACAAAUGUCAGAACUAAAAAUGUCUGCAUGUAAUUUGAAGUAUACUUGUGUUGCAAUGUGGAGAGAGUGAAGACAGUUGUGAGAAUUGCUCCAAGUUAAAUGGCUGUUUGACUCCUUGUGUACCGUCCUAUAUAAUUUGUGACUUUACAGGUUGGUGAUAAAUGAUACAAGAACACUACAUAAAGUAUUGGGAAUACUCCCUGCUCUGUGAUAAUUGGAAUAACCUUGGCAGGUCUGAUACUUGGCUUUCUGCACCAGUGUUUGUAAAUUUUAUUACAAUUUGUAAAGCUGGCAUCUUAUUGUUAAACAUGAUUGUAUUGUAUAUAUGGUGCUGAUAUGUGGGGUCCACACUAAGUUUUGCUUUUGAAAUGUUGCCAUUCACAGUAAUUUAAUACCAUCACUUGUUGGGUUGCCUUCUGUGAUUACAAUAGCCCAUAUCAGGUUUUGUGAAAUUUUAAGGAUUAAGUUAUAGCAAAACUGAGCAUAUGCAUUGUUCCAUAUUUAAGCAUUUAUUCAUCACAAGCCCUAUUUUCUAUGGACAUUCCAACUGUUAAUCACAACCUUGGUAAAGAUUACUAUCAUUUAAUUGAUUUUAUUAGAGUUUCUAUCUCUUCCUGUAACAGUCUUGGUGGUCUUAUUAUUUUACUGGUUCAUUAUGGAGAUUGCUGUUUAAAAUUUUACAAAAAAAAAAAAUGUAUAUACUGCACAUGUACAUUUUCUAUAUUUAUUUGUGGUUUACUUUAUGAAAAUUGUUUUGGUGGUUCUGGUUAAACUGUGCUGUUCUUUUGUCGUGGUGCUGCUACUUAGGGCUAGUGUGUGUGUCCACAAAUGAAAUGUUUCUGUUUGGUAGCAGAAAUAAGAUGUGCACAGUUUGAAAGCCUUUACAAGCAACUGCCUACGAUUUCAUGCACACAAAUACUUCUGCCUCCAAUCCAGUUUGUUGUACAAUAUUUUAAUAUUUAUAUUGUAUACAUUAGGAAUAUGCCAAAGUAUUGGUGUGUAUUGGCCUCAAAUUGGGUAUUGGCAAAAAUUUUGGUAUUGUCAAAGUCCUAGUAUACAUUUUGUUUAAUGACAGGAUAUGUUGAAAAUAUCCUUGUGAUGAAAUAUUGCUUAUUUUUAAUCCUUAUUACCGGGUAUUAAUAGAAAAGGUUUUUACAUCGGAUGAUUGUACAAUAUUACGGUACAAUACCUUACUGUAAAAAAUUAAUAUAUAUGUAAUUAUACACAUUUGUAUAUAUAGCACACAAGGCAUAAGAAUAUUACACAAAGGGUGCUUGUACAGCUUCAGAAAUGUGUAUAUACUGUAUUUUGUACCAAGCUGGUUGUCUUCCAAGAUUUAUUAUGUACAAAGUAGGUUAAAAGUGUGUGUGCUUUGUGCACAUGGGCCUCAAAUGAACUGAUAUGUAUUAUAUAGUUGAACUGACAUGAAGCUUAAAAUAUCAUGAAAUAAUUAAC
Molecule: messenger RNA, 6551 nt
Organism: Cherax quadricarinatus
Lineage: Eukaryota; Metazoa; Arthropoda; Malacostraca; Decapoda; Parastacidae
Source: RefSeq, a predicted model, not a curated record